AACCUUCUAUACUACAAAGGACAAACCUUAAACUUCUCAUAUCAAGAAACAAAAAAAGCGUUCAACAUGAAGCUUCUUUUGGCCAUCUGUUGCGUCGCAUUGGUCUUCACUAUUGUCUCUGCAAACAUUUCCAAAGAAGAGAUCGAUGGCUUCGUUGAGGAGCACAACAAGGCUCGUAAAGAGGUCGGCAACAAACCCCUCAAGUGGAACACGACCUUGGCCCAGUAUGCCCAAGAAUACGCCGAUAAAAGAGUUGGCGAUUGCGCCAUGGAGCACUCAAUGGGACGUUGGGGUGAGAACUUGGCCUCCGGCGACGGCAUGAGCGGCGCAGCUGCCACCAAGUAUUGGGUCACUGAGAAGGAGUUGUAUGACGAAAAGUCCAACAAAUGCCUCAAAAGCAAAGACGAAUGUGGUCACUACCUUGCUGUGGUAUGGGGCAAAACCACCGAGGUCGGAUGUGGCAUUUCAAAGUGCAAGGAUGGAAAGAACUAUGUCGUUUGCAGCUACGAUCCCAUGUACCAGCCUGAGGACGAGCGCCCCUACUAGAUGAUGUAUGCACGCUCACGUGCGCGCAACCACACCAACACUAGGCCGGUUGAGUGAUCCCGUGUUUUUUUUGUCUUUUGGUGAAAUUAGAAAAAUAAAGUGUAACGGAUGUAUACAAAUACUUCCCCACACUCACAACAUUUUUUACAUGACUAGCAUUUGAUAUGGUAUUGUGAGAGGUGACAAAGUGAAUAAAAAAUGAAAAAGAAUAAGAUUAUUUCA
Molecule: messenger RNA, 768 nt
Organism: Prunus mume (Japanese apricot)
Lineage: Eukaryota; Viridiplantae; Streptophyta; Magnoliopsida; Rosales; Rosaceae
Product: pathogenesis-related protein 1B-like
Source: RefSeq, a predicted model, not a curated record